CCAUCUUCAUUAAUCAUCAAAACAACAAUGGUUAAAUUCAUUUUCUUAGUCCUUAUUUUCUCUCUAAUCUCAUCUUCCAUUUUCGCCUUCACCCCACAAGAUUAUUCAAAUGCCCUCGAAAAAUCCAUUCUUUUCUUCCAAGGCCAACGCUCCGGCCACCUUCCGCCCUCUCAACGUCUCAAAUGGCGAGCUGAUUCCGGCCUCUCCGACGGUUCCUCUAACAAUGUUGAUUUAGUAGGAGGGUACUAUGAUGCCGGUGAUAACGUUAAAUUCGGUCUCCCAAUGGCGUUUACGACCACAAUGUUAGCAUGGAGCGUUAUUGAGUUCGGAAAUUCUAUGCCGAAUCAAAUAGAAAACGCUAGAGAAGCUGUUCGAUGGGGAUCUGAUUAUCUUCUUAAAGCAUCAAACGCAAUCGCAAACGCAAACGCUGAUAUUUUAUAUGUUCAAGUAGGAGAUCCGAACCAAGAUCAUAGAUGUUGGGAGAGACCAGAAGAUAUGGAUACUCCUAGGAAUGUGUAUAAAGUAACAAAUUUAAAUCCCGGGUCGGAUGUCGCAGCUGAAACCGCAGCCGCGUUGGCGGCUGCGUCCAUCGUUUUCAGAGACUCCGACUCUUCUUACUCUCUAAGAUUACUAAACGCGGCCAAGAAAGUUUUUGAAUUUGCGGACAAGUAUAGAGGAUCUUAUAGUGACUCUCUUGGAUCAGUUGUUUGUCCAUUUUAUUGUUCUUAUUCAGGAUACCAUGACGAGCUUCUAUGGGGAGCUUCGUGGUUAAAUCGAGCAUCGGAGAAUGGCUCAUAUUUAUCGUAUAUCGAAUCGAAUGGACAUACUUUAGGUGCUGAAGAAGACGAUUUCUCUUUUAGUUGGGACGAUAAGAAACCUGCUACCAAGAUUCUUCUUUCAAAGGGAUUUUUGGAAAAUAAUAUACAAGAAUUUCAAAUGUUUAAAUCACAUUCAGAUAGCUACAUUUGUUCUCUAAUUCCUGGUUCCUCAAAUUUUCAGGCACAAUAUACCCCAGGUGGACUUCUAUACAAAGGAAGCGAAAGCAACCUCCAAUAUGUAACAACAUCCGCCUUUCUCCUCCUUACAUACGCCAAUUACCUCACCACAAGUGGUGGUGUCGCAACUUGCGGUUCAAAUUCCAUAACUCCGGCCGAUCUCAUAUCCCACGCAAAAAAACAAGUAGACUACAUUCUCGGCGAUAACCCUGAAAAAACCUCGUACAUGGUUGGUUUUGGUCAAAAGUACCCUCUUCACAUCCAUCAUAGAGGAUCGUCAUUGCCUUCCGUACAUGAUCACCCUAAUCGUAUUGCAUGUGGCGAUGGAUUUAAUUACUUGUACGCGAAUUCUCCGAAUCCUAAUGUUCUAGUUGGAGCAAUAGUUGGUGGACCGGAUAAUAGGGACAAUUUUGCUGAUGAUCGGAAUAAUUAUCAGCAAUCUGAGCCAGCAACUUAUAUAAAUGCGCCAUUUGUUGGGGCUGUCGCUUUUUUCGCGGCGGGAGGGAUAGUUAGAUGAAGAUAUGGGAUGUUGUCUUUGUGAGAUUUGAAUGUGAAAAUCAAAUAUAAAAGUGUAAAAUGUAUGAUAAUAUAGAAAAUUGAAAGAUAUGUAUGAUAUAAAAGAUCAAUUUAAUUUAAAUAUGGAGAGUGUCAAUUUGACAAUUCAUCCUCUAUCUAUACAUUUGAUUUCUAAAAACUUUGUAACUAUAGUUAUAUAUUAUGCAAUUCCAUUUUUAUUAAAAAUACAUGUCAUAUGUAGUUACUUUAUUUU
Impatiens glandulifera is the source of this 1764-nucleotide messenger RNA. Its product is annotated as endoglucanase 1-like. Lineage: Eukaryota; Viridiplantae; Streptophyta; Magnoliopsida; Ericales; Balsaminaceae. The coding region runs from base 28 to 1512 and encodes 494 amino acids. Gene Ontology annotation, biological process: carbohydrate metabolic process. Gene Ontology annotation, molecular function: hydrolase activity, hydrolyzing O-glycosyl compounds. The record is from RefSeq and is a predicted model, not a curated record. The transcript is spliced from 6 exons.